GCUGAGGGACCCUAUAAAAUCAUCUUGACGGCAAAGCCAUUUCGUCUGGACCUGCUAGAGGACCGCAGCCUUCUACUCAGUGUCAAUGCCCGUGGACUCUUGGAUUUUGAGCACCAGAGGGCCCCCAGGGUCUCCUCUGUGGGAUCUGGUCCCUGCUCCCCUGGCUGGGAACCCCCUGGGAGAAGGAAGAUGAAAUGUUGGAAGUCCUUAAGGAAUGUAGGGAGCUUCUUGCUUUGCCAAGGGGUGGAGAGAGAUGCUGUCUGUUGCCAGUGUUCCUGGCUCUCUGCUGGGGUGCACCGAGGCUCUGGGUAGAGCUGCUUGCCAGUUGCCCUUGAAAGCAUUCGUUGGCAGAACCUCUUGUUUGAGUACCUGCAUAUGUCUAUAGCAGCCUGACCCAUGGUAUGACCCACUUGCCUUUGCAAAACCUUUGUAUUAGGCCUGGAGGCUGAGGCCCAGUGAGCCUUUUGUGGCCAGUCUCUGAGAGGCAGCAGAGCCAGUACUGGCAUUCUGAAUCCAGACCCUUGAACCACCUUGCCUAUCUCUUCUGGAAUGCUGGCAGAGGCUGGUGAUUUGGGCCUGUGUAUGGAAGGCACCUCCUGGUGGCAUUACUCCUCGUUUCCCUUUCUCAUUUCUUUCCCCAUCCUUUGCACAUGUAUCUGCUCACUGGGGGGUCCUUCUCCAAGCUUUUAACAUUCAGUCCCUUCCUCCAAUGCCUUCGUUCCUUUGGACCCUUGGCUCUCUAUUCCCUCACCCCUCCUUCCACUAGCCCCUCGUCCCUGCCCCCUCUGGAUUGGAGCAGACAGCUCUCCUACCUUCCAGGCAAGGAUCAAAAGACCCAGCUGAGGGCGAUGGGGCCCAGCCCGAGGAAACACCUGGGGAUGGAGACAAGCCAGAGGAGACUCAGGGGAAGGCAGAGAAAGAUGAGCCAGGAGCCUGGGAGGAAACAUUCAGAACUCACUCUGACAGCAAGCCAUAUGGUCCCACGUCUGUGGGUUUGGACUUCUCUCUGCCAGGCAUGGAGCAUGUGUAUGGGAUCCCCGAGCAUGCAGACAGCUUGAGGCUGAAAGUCACUGAGGGUGGGGAGCCAUAUCGCCUCUACAAUUUGGAUGUGUUCCAGUAUGAGCUGUACAACCCCAUGGCUCUGUAUGGAUCUGUGCCCGUGCUCCUGGCACAUAGCCCUCAUCGGGACCUGGGCAUCUUCUGGCUCAAUGCCGCUGAGACCUGGGUUGACAUUUCCUCUAACACAGCAGGGAAGACCUUGUUUGGGAAGAUGCUAGACUACCUGCAGGGCUCUGGGGAGACCCCGCAGACGGAUGUGCGCUGGAUGUCAGAGAGUGGCAUCGUUGAUGUCUUCUUGCUUCUGGGGCCUUCUGUCUCUGAUGUGUUCUGGCAGUAUGCUAGUCUCACAGGGACCCAGGCAUUGCCCCCGCUCUUCUCCCUCGGCUACCACCAGAGCCGCUGGAACUACCGGGACGAGGCCGAUGUGCUGGAAGUCGACCAGGGCUUCGAUGAUCACAACCUGCCCUGCGAUGUCAUCUGGCUGGACAUUGAGCAUGCUGAUGGCAAGCGGUACUUCACCUGGGACCCUAGCCGUUUCCCCCAACCCCUCACCAUGCUUGAACACUUGGCCUCCAAGAGGAGGAAGUUGGUGGCCAUUGUGGACCCCCAUAUCAAGGUGGACUCUGGCUACCGUGUACAUGAUGAGUUGAGGAACCAGGGUCUGUACGUUAAAACACGGGAUGGCUCUGACUACGAGGGCUGGUGCUGGCCAGGUGCAGCUGGUUACCCUGACUUCACCAAUCCUGCAAUGAGGGCCUGGUGGGCUAACAUGUUCAGCUUUGACAAUUACGAGGGCUCUGCUCCCAAUCUCUAUGUCUGGAAUGACAUGAAUGAACCAUCUGUGUUCAAUGGUCCUGAGGUCACCAUGCUCAAGGAUGCCCAGCACUAUGGGGGCUGGGAGCACCGAGAUGUGCAUAACAUCUAUGGCUUCUAUGUGCAUAUGGCGACUGCUGAUGGGCUGGUGCUGCGCUCUGGGGGCAUAGAACGUCCCUUUGUCCUGAGCAGGGCUUUCUUUGCUGGCUCCCAGCGCUUUGGAGCCGUGUGGACAGGCGACAACACUGCCGAAUGGGACCAUUUGAAGAUUUCUAUCCCUAUGUGUCUCAGCUUGGGGCUGGUGGGAGUCUCCUUCUGUGGGGCGGAUGUGGGCGGCUUCUUCAAAAAUCCAGAGCCAGAGCUGCUUGUGCGCUGGUACCAGAUGGGUGCAUACCAGCCAUUCUUCCGGGCACAUGCACACUUGGACACUGGGCGGCGAGAGCCAUGGCUGUUACCAUCUCAGUACCAUGACAUAAUCCGAGAUGCCCUGGGCCAGCGAUACUCCUUGCUGCCCUUCUGGUACACCCUCUUCUAUCAGGCCCAUCGUGAAGGGAUUCCUGUCAUGAGGCCCCUGUGGGUACAGUAUCCUCAGGAUGUAGCCACCUUCGGUAUAGAUGAUCAGUUUCUGCUGGGGGAUGCGUUACUGGUUCACCCUGUAUCAGACUCCGGGGCUCAUGGUGUGCAGGUUUAUCUGCCCGGCCAGGGGGAGGUGUGGUAUGACAUUCAGAGUUACCAGAAGCAUCAUGGCCCCCAGACUCUGUACCUGCCUGUGACUCUAAGCAGUAUCCCAGUGUUCCAGCGUGGGGGGACAAUUGUGCCUCGAUGGAUGCGAGUGCGGCGCUCUUCAGACUGUAUGAAGGAUGACCCCAUCACUCUUUUCGUUGCACUCAGCCCCCAGGGUACCGCCCAAGGAGAACUCUUCCUAGAUGAUGGGCACACGUUCAACUAUCAGACUCGCCAUGAGUUCCUGCUGCGUCGAUUCUCAUUCUCUGGCAACACCCUUGUCUCCAGCUCUGCAGACCACAAAGGCCACCUUGAUACACCCAUCUGGAUUGAACGGGUGGUGAUAAUAGGGGCUGGGAAGCCAGCAGCUGUGGUACUCCGGACAAAAGAAUCGCCUGAAAGCCGCCUGUCCUUCCAGCAUGACCCUGAGACCUCUGUGUUGAUCCUGCGCAAGCCUGGUGUUAAUGUGGCAUCUGACUGGAGCAUUCACCUACGAUAACCCAAGGGAUGUUGGGGGGUGGGACGGUGCGGUGAUGAUGAGAGUUACCCUUCCCUUCUGCCUUGGAGUUUACCCUCCCCAGACUUCACCUUUCUUAUCCCAACAUCCAGAUUCUGCCAACAUCUGGGUAGGAUGAGAGACCUCUGAAUUCCUUUUUGAUCUCCUGACCUCUUCCACCCCACUGACACCAAGUCUCCCUUUAUUCCAAUGCUCUGUUGCUCUAACUGGAGCACAUUCACCUGUGAAGACCUGGAGACCACAGGGCCCUCACUUUCCCUUCUCUCUUCCUGUCUUUUGGGGGCCCUGCAUCUCCUCCAGACCCUCUGCACUGAUGCCUCUCAUGUAUCGAUGCCAUUUCUUGGAAGAAGAUGAGGACCAUGGGCUUUAGGGCCCCUUUUCUCCAUCCGUCUCCACCAAACUGCUGUCCCUCCUCCUAUAUAUAUUUCUUCUUUCUGGGUCGUCUCUGUCAGCCCUUUCCUUUUUAUUUUGACUAAUAGAUUGGGACCACCCCUUACCUGAAAAGGUAUGAAUGGAUCAAAGGAGUAAAGUUGCUGAACAUCCUCUUCCCUCUCAUCCCAACCUAUCCUCUCCCCAAUUUCUUCGCGAGCUGCUGCAGUUCAGACAGGGGCAGUUCUACCUCCCCUGUCCUUUUGGGGAAAAGAAGUUUCCAUUCCUCGAGAGGUUGGGCAUUAAACUUCUUUUGCCCCCCUUUUUUUUUUGUCCCCUUGAGGGGCACUCAAGAUGGAGAAAUCAGUUGUGGUUUCAUCGAAUCACGCACGGUCACCUGUAUUUAUUGCUGGGAGAAGGCUGGAGAAGGGGGGAGAUGAUCAUGUGUGCCCAGGGUUGGCCUGAAGCCCUGGGUGGAGGGUGGGGGAGACCUAACUGGGGGCAAGGGAGAUCAUUUGUGGGAAUUUUUUUUACUUCCUCUUGGCCUCCAGCUCUGACAGAUUUUGAUAAAAGGAGAAACAGUAAAGAUAAACCAUAAGUAACA
This is a messenger RNA of Manis javanica (Malayan pangolin), 4085 nucleotides long. The record is from RefSeq and is a predicted model, not a curated record. NCBI's taxonomy places the organism in Eukaryota, Metazoa, Chordata, Mammalia, Pholidota, Manidae.